GUCCUACUUUCGGGCGCUUGUGCGUCGGCUCGCGCGCCCUUCGCGGAGUGCGCCCGCGCACCUCCGAGAGAUUCGGGCACUGGAGAGGGGCGGCCUGCAACAGACUUGCAGGACAUGCUACGAAAAGAUAUCUUGCGGAACUGGUCCAAUUUGUCGCUACUGGGCUGGCUCGGCCGUGCAUACCUGUCCUUCGGAUGGCUGACCUCGCUCUGGCCACAGCUGUUUCGACUGUCGCCGUACGAGGACGGCUUGCUUUUCCAAGAGCUGGCUAAGUCCGAGGGUGGCUCCAUGGAGUACUUGACUUGCACCCUGAAAGAAAGCAGCGUCUUGGCGCGGGGCCUGCCUUUGUGCUUCCGCUUCCGGAUCGCGCGCGGGCCAGGGAACGAGUCGUUCUCUAUAUCCAGCGCAAGGCUGCGUCGCAUCGGGUGUGAUCUCUUGGAGCGGUCACAGCGAGCGCAACCGCCGCCCGGCAAGAUCUCGGCUGCGGACCUUUGCGACCGGAUCAACGGCAAUGAGGAUGUCAAGCGGCUCGUCGUGGAGUCUCUCACGGAGGCCAUCUUUGGGCCCUUGGCCCGAGUAGCCCGACAGGCGGAGGAGGCCCUCGAGUUGGAGUCCAAGCAGGGCGUCAUUCCGUUCAGCCCGCGCAAGGAGUUCUGGGCCAAGGAGGGCAGUGCUGAGAAAUGGCUGGAGUGCAUCAAUGGCUACUACUUUGCGCAGGCCAUUCUGGACGUGGUGGGUUUUGCACCACGCGCCCGAUCGACUGAAAGGGAUGGUGCCGGGAUGAGCUUCUUAUUCUACUACGACCCUACCGAGCCACUGAACUCCGAAGACGUGCCUCUGCUGUGCCUGUUGAUGCUAACAACUUAG
This is a messenger RNA of Symbiodinium natans, 867 nucleotides long. The record is from the annotation of a GenBank genome assembly. Lineage: Eukaryota; Dinophyceae; Suessiales; Symbiodiniaceae.